AUGAGUUAUCCAGAUAGUAAGAACUGCCAAAGUUGGUGUCUGAGAUAACACAUUGUGGAGCUGGGGGAAAGCAGGCAGCAUCAGAGGCUCAAGAAAGUUGAUGUUUUGGGUCAGGACCCUUCCUCCAAAAUGGAGGGUGGACGGGAGCUCAGAAACAAAUAGUGUGGAGAGGGAGGAGGUGCUGGGGAAGGUAGGUGGGAUGGUGAUAAAUGAGUACUAUCCAGAUUGGAACAGAUUUACCCCAGAAGGUAUUGAAUACAAGUUCCAAAUCACUCUCAAAAUCCUAGUGACUGUUAACAUUCAUGUUUUUUUUGUCUGUGUGUUUCAGUAGUUGCAUGUCAGUUUGAAUGGUUCAUUGAGAGUGAGGAACCUAUGGACUCACACACACCAUCAUGGAAUUUAAUUCAAAGAGUGACUCCUCUUCAAAGUACUUAGUCGCUUUUAAAAUCUUGACCAUUUCUGCUGUCUAGUUGAACAAGUGUAGCUGAAUACUGCUUCAAUAGGAAUUAGUGUUUAAUAGGAACAUAUUUGUGAAACUUACAGUUCCUCAAGCUUUAGCAUAAACUGGUGGAGACUUUCGGCGCUUGCAAAAAGGCUCACCUCUCUUAAUACUGAAGGAAAAUUGGAGUUUAAAAAUGCGGAUAAAGUUCUCCAAGCUGACAGAAAUUGAAAGCACUCGCAUCCUGUGACGAUGGGGUAGGAGUGGAAGAAUCAGAGUGUUUCUUUGAAAAUUGGCUUGAUGUGUCUGUCCAAGGGUCAUCUGGAGGAAAAAAUACAAGUGUUGAACUCCAUCUGCCACCUCUCAGCCCAUCUGCAGCGAGCAGCAGCGGAGGCAAGACGGACCCGGAAGACUGCAGCUAAGGUAAAGCAGUUUAUUUUUAAAAUUACUUACCGGUAGCGGGCAGCGGUGUUUUUUUUUCCUCUCAGACAAGGAGUGGGAGCAGCAGAGGAAGUGACGAGGACCAGAGGGGCAGCCGGGAAGGAAAGCAGUGACCAUAUAUGUCAGCAAGGCGGCUAAACCCGAGGCUCUACAACUGUAGUGUCUCCCACCCGCCCUCCUCCUCUAACCUAGUUAAUAAGGCACUCAGACAUGAACUAAUGGAUAAGGAGGAGACAAUCAUAACUGCUUUGGAUUCAGCCCAUAGAAGGGCCAGAGGAGUCGCGCUGACACCUUCAUGUUUAAACAGAGGACACUUUUCUGCGUGCCACUAGAUGUAUAUCAGCCAUACCAAAAUGCUGCCUUUGCCUGAGACAGGGAAGAUGAAAUGACUUUGGGGAAAUGGAGAAUCAUUCAUGAAUCCAGUUACUUUCUGAUCUGACAGCUUUGUGGCAUCUGAAUGGAUAACAAUUUGAUCUGAUGUUGCCAGACCCGGUGAGCUAUUCCAGCAACUUUGUUUUAGUUCCUGAUGAGCUGCGACUUUGUACUUGACUGAUUUCCAACAUCAAAAGUUCUAAAUGUUGGAAGAGAUUGGUUUACCUUGACUUCCUAGCUUGAAAAUGUGCCUUUUAUGCAAAGAAACUGUACUCUGGGACAGUGGUUUUGCAGAUUUACCUGCAGGUCCAGCUGUGAAUCGGAGUUGAAGUAGUUGCAAGCACUGAUGAAUAGGCAGCUAUUUAGCCUCUGGAUGUAAUCCUGUGGAAGCGACGAGGGUCUAGGCCAUUGACUCGAGAACUGAUGAGGGAACGGCUUGCCCCAACCAGCUUCCCUUCAGGGGAACGCCAGCCUCAGGUCGCUCCCCUCAAGGGGUACAUCAUCCUGACCUUGCUCCUCUCAUGCGUAGGCAGCUACAUCUUUCUCCCCUCUGGCACAUAAUAGACCGGCGGCAAACCUGGUGGGAUGCCACUUUCCAUGAGCGGUUGGCUAACCAGAACCCAGCAGGUGUAGUAAGCAGCAGUGUCACUUGGGAGGUGAUGAUCUCUGUUACCAUUGGCAACCAACCUACGAUUAUUGCUCGAUCUCGGGCCAGGAUUGAGUGAAACACCAUUAGCACGCCACUUCCCCUUCUUGAUGUUGCACAUUGAAUGCCUUUGAAAGCCUGUUACAUUUCUUAAUGGUGACACCCCUGCCCACUGUUGAGUCAAUACCAGUUGUUGUGGGAUGAUGUAUGUGUACGUCAGUUGCUCAAUUGGGGACUUUAACUCGCAAUGAAGUUGGGAAGUUAUGCACAAGUCUUCUCACCAUGGAUUUAAUCUGGCUCUAAGCAGAAUUGUAGGUGGUGCCAUCCUUCCACCUGAUUAAAUGUCCUCCAUUUUCAAACUUGCCACAAGGGAAAGUACAAAAUCCCGCUGUUUUUGUUAUCAAUUCAUGGUUUUUAAUUUUGCAAUCAGUGUCGUAAGCAGCAGAUUAGUUCAGUCCUUGUGAAAUUGAAGGCAAUGCAACACUUUAAUUGGUCACUUUUUAACAUGGUAGGUUCUCAGACUGAGGAAAUGGUGAAUGUUGUUGAUCUUUAAUGCAAUAUAAUGGAGGAGAGAAAAAUCUGGACUACAGAGCCCACAGGAAGAAAAUUAUAAUCUGUCAGUGCUGCCUCCAUUCGAACAAUGCCAAGUAAAUACCCGUCCCCAAAGCGAACAAUGGAAGUUUCCUGCAUAUCAGAACAUACCCAUUGAGUGGGGAACUGAUGAAUAAUGCAGGAGCACCAUCGGAUUGAAAUACUUUUAUUCUAAGAAUUUCAGAACAUGCUGGGAUUUUUAUAGCAAGCAAUACUUGUGAUGGAAUAUUCUUUUAAUGUCAAAAUACUGCAACAGUUUGGAAGAACCAAUAUUAAAUGGAUAUUAUUGCAGAUAAUAUAUGUGAAUUAAAUAAAAUUGUUUGCUUAAAGUAUUUUGUAAUUCAAAUUGAAUGUCGCAUUUUUGUUGUAUCUUAGUUGUCUUCUGUUUCUACUUUUUCUUAUUUUUAUAGAGCAGGUAUUGUCCUGGUCACUUGUAAUGCUGCCAAUUCAAGAUUAACUACAUGGAUGGUCUCUAUCAGUUGCUUAAUCCCCGAUGUCAGUUUGCAAUCCUGAAUCCAAGAUUGUCACUUCAUCUUUCAAUUCUGUGUUUAAUCAAAGUCUGAGAUCAACAGCUUUCAUUUUACUAUCUGGAAGUCAAUCAGUGCAGAUUUUGUUUGUAAACCAGCGUUCUGUCUGUAAAACUGCUUCGUUUAAUUAGAUUAGUUAGUUAAGAUUCAUUUUAAUGAAAUGAAUCAUAACUAAGCUUCAUCUCUUCCUCAUUCUGAACACAUGGUAUGUCACGCAAUGGCAAUUCAAUUUUGCAUUGGUGCCAGUUCAAACCAUGUGUAUUCCAACUACAGAUUGAUACAGAUGAAAUUGUACCAUUUCCUUUUUAGUACCAUUCUCACCAUACAGUGUUUCUGUUCAUUACGUUUCUGUGUACAGUUCUGAACCAGUCCCCUUGCCCCUGAGCUUGCCAAAUGUCUCAAUGUUGUCGUGACAUUGUCAAAGAAUUCAUUUCUUGGUAGAUUCAGAGAUAAAUUAAUGUAAACUAGUAUGUGUUAAUGCCUCUGCUGUAAUCGGGCGAAACACUCAGGCCAUUGUCUUAAUUUUUCUCUCUUGUAUUUAUAUUGAAAUGUUGACCAUGCCAUUUGCUCCACUUACUGGAAUUGGACUUGUUACAGAAGUGCUGAACGUCAACUUGCCAAAUACAAUUGGAUGAAAAGUAUGAGGCCAAUCAGUCUCUUGAAACACUUUCUCUAUGCAAUCAACAUAACAACAUUCAUUGACAAUGAAAAAUUACGUACGUGCUUAAGAAGAUUAGAUUUGAAACAGAGAUUUGUGAAUAUGAAUGGAGCUAUAUAUGUCCCCAUCUCAGGCACCCACCUCAAGUUCACCUGGACUAUCUACAACACCUCUGUCACCUUCCUGGACCUCUCUGUCUCCAUCUCAGGUAACCACCCAGAAACCGAUAUCCAUUUCAAGCCCACCGACUCCCACAGCUACCUAGAAUACACCACCUCCCACCCACCUUCCUGCAAAAAUUCCAUCCCCUAUUCCCAAUUCCUUCACCUCCGCCUCAUCUGCUCCCAGGAUGAAGCAUUCCAUUCCCGUACACGUCAGAUGUCCUCGUUUUUCAACGACCGCAACCCCCCACCCCCCACCCAACCACACACAGUGGUCAAGAACCAUGUCUCCCACAUUUCCUGCAACUCAUCCCUCACACCCCAUCCCCGCAAUAAGCACCAAAAGAGAACCCCCUCAUCCUCUCAUACCACCCUACCAACCCCUGGAUACAACGCAUCAUCCUCCAACACUUCCACCAUCUGCAAUCUGACCUCACCACCAAAGACAUUUUUCCAUCCCCACCCUUGUCUACUUUCUGGAGAGACCACUCUCUCCAUGACUCCCUUGUCGGCUCCACGCUUCCCUCCAACCCCACCACACCCGACAUUUUCCCUGCAACUGCAGGAAGUGCUACACGUGCCCCCAUACUUCCUCCCUCACCCCCAUCCCAGGCCCCAAGAAGACUUUCCACAUCAAGCAGAUGUUCAACUGCACAUCUACCAAUGUGGUAUACUGCAUCCGCUGUACCCGCUGUGGACUCCUCAACAUCGGGGAAACCGAGGAGAGACUUAAGUGUUCUGCAAAGCAGUCCCUAUGCUCGGUUCACAACAAACAACUGCACCUCCCAGUCGCGAACAAUUUCAACUUCCCCUCCUAUUCCUUCGACGACAUGUCCAUCCUGGGCCUCCUGCAGUGCCACAACAAUGCCACCCGAAGGUUGCAGCAACAGCAACUCAUAUUCUGCUUGGGAAUCCUGCAGCCCAAUAAUAUCAAUGUGGAUUUCACAAGCUUCAAAAUCUCCCCUCCCCCUACUGCAUCCCAAAACAAGCCCAGCUCGUCCCCGCCUCCCUCACCUGUUCUUUCUCCCACCUAUCCCCUCCUCCCACCUCAAACCACACCCCCAUUUCCUUCCUACUAACCUCACCCCUUGACCUGUCCGUCCUCCCUGAACUGUCCUGUCCCCUCCCUACCACCCCACCCACACUCACCUCUACUAGCUCCACCUCUUCAACUUGUCUGUCUCCUCUCCAACUAUCUUCCCCUCUAUCCAUCUUCGAUCCACCUCCCCCUCUCUCCCUAUUUAUUUCAGAAUCCUCUCCCCCUCCCCCUUUUCUGAUGAGGGGUCUCGGCCCAACAUGUAAGCUUUUGUGCUCCUAAGAUGCUGCUUGGCCUGCUGCGUUCAUCCAGCUGCACACUUUGUUAUCUCUGUAUCAUGUAACAACCUCAUUGAGUGAGUUCUAGAGCGAAUUGUGCAGGGUAGACUUCGGGUUUAUCAUUCUAACUUGCCAGUCCUGAAAGAUGAAACUUGGUUUGUGUUGGAUGUUUGUUUUAAUAGCUAUGAAAGAUAUCCUGAAAGGAUAUGUCAAAUCUUUUGUUGAGAAUUUUACCCAUUUAGUCACUCUAAUCUUUUUCCUUUUUUAAAGUUUCCUUGGUAGUCAUAAAUUUCAAAUAUCUGCACAAUUUUAUUUGGCUUUGUAUUGGUUCUCUGAGAUUCUCUGUUAAUGGCUCCGUGACCUGCUAGCUCAUUACAGAAUUUAUCAUUGAUGUGCCUGUAACAAAAUCUUUAGUCUUAUACUAUAUAUUCCCAAUUUCAGGCUAAAGUCCAGAGAGACCUUUUAAAGGAAAGGGGUUUCGAAAGAAAACUUCAGUUCCAUCGAUCAAAGUCAUGAAUAGUUGAUAAAUUAUUUGCAUU
Stegostoma tigrinum is the source of this 5688-nucleotide messenger RNA. RefSeq lists its product as uncharacterized. The record is from RefSeq and is a predicted model, not a curated record. Lineage: Eukaryota; Metazoa; Chordata; Chondrichthyes; Orectolobiformes; Stegostomatidae. Bases 3648 to 4568 code for a protein of 306 amino acids. The transcript has 7 exons.